Molecule: messenger RNA, 2435 nt
Organism: Hyaena hyaena (striped hyena)
Lineage: Eukaryota; Metazoa; Chordata; Mammalia; Carnivora; Hyaenidae
Gene: SLC37A2
Product: solute carrier family 37 member 2
Exons: 19
Coding region: 314-1840 (508 amino acids)
Biological process (GO): phosphate ion transmembrane transport; glucose-6-phosphate transport
Cellular component (GO): endoplasmic reticulum membrane
Molecular function (GO): glucose 6-phosphate:phosphate antiporter activity
Source: RefSeq, a predicted model, not a curated record
CCCAGGCGGGAAGUGCGCAGAAAGUGCAAGGCAGAAGGAGGAGCCCCUAGAAGUUCCGAGGGCGGUCGGACCCCAGCCGAGAGACCGAACGCGAGAAAAUGCGGGUGCCGGAGGUCGGUCGGGCCGCGUGCGCGCCGUCCGACCCCGAGGCCCUUCAGGUGCAAAGGGGCGGGGGCUGCAGGCGGCCGGCUGCAAAGCCGGGGCGGGACGGGCCGCGGGGCAUUUAAACCCGGCCGACCGCCAGCGACCGACACGCGCCCCGCUCCGUCCCUGCCUUCGGCCACCCUCUCCGCUUUGGACACCGGCCGGCGCGAUGCGGUCUUCCUUGGCUCCGGGCGUCUGGUUCCUCCGCGCGUUCUCCAGGGACAGCUGGUUCCGAGGCUUCAUCCUGCUGCUCACCUUCUUCAUUUACACCUGUUAUCACAUGUCCAGGAAGCCCAUCAGUGUUGUCAAGAGCCGUCUGCACCAGAACUGCUCAGAGCUGAUCAAGCCCAUCAACGACAGCCACAGUCUCAAUGAUACUACGUGGUGCGACUGGGCUCCAUUUGACAAGAACAACUACAAGGAGUUACUGGGGGCCGUGGACAAUGCCUUCCUUGUGGCCUAUGCCAUCGGCAUGUUUAUCAGCGGGAUUUUUGGGGAGCGGCUCCCCCUCCGUUAUUACCUUUCGGCUGGAAUGCUGCUCAGUGGCCUUUUCACCUCGCUCUUUGGCCUGGGAUAUUUCUGGAACAUCCACAUGCUCUGGUACUUUGUGCUUAUCCAGAUCUGUAAUGGGCUUGUCCAGACCACAGGCUGGCCCUCGGUGGUGACCUGCGUUGGCAACUGGUUCGGGAAGGGGAAGCGGGGGCUCAUCAUGGGCAUCUGGAACUCACACACAUCUGUGGGCAACAUCCUGGGCUCCCUGAUCGCUGGCGUCUGGGUGAACGAGCAGUGGGGCCUGUCGUUCGUGGUGCCUGGCAUCAUCACGGCAGCCAUGGGUGUCAUCACCUUCCUCUUUCUCAUCGAGUACCCUGAAGAUGUGGACUGCACGCCUCCUCAGCACCACACCAGUGAUGGUCUGGAAGAGAACCAGUACAGCCCUGAGGACCUUGGGAGUAGUCCCUACACUAACAAGGAGAGCAGCCUGGAGACGGCCGCCAGGUGCUCCAAGGAGCCAAGUGCUCAGCCUGCUGCUAUCAGCUUCCUUGGGGCACUCCGGAUCCCGGGUGUGGUCGAAUUCUCUUUGUGUCUGCUCUUUGCCAAGCUGGUCAGUUACACCUUCCUCUACUGGCUGCCCCUCUACAUCUUCAAUGUGGCUCACUUCAGUGCCAAACAGGCUGGGGACCUGUCUACCCUCUUCGAUGUUGGUGGCAUCAUAGGCGGCAUCAUGGCGGGGCUUAUCUCUGACUAUACCAAUGGCAGGGCCACCACCUGCUGCGUCAUGCUGAUCUUGGCUGCCCCCAUGAUGUUCCUGUAUAACUUCAUUGGUCAGAAUGGGAUUAUCAACUCCAUAGUAAUGCUGAUCAUCUGUGGGGCCCUGGUCAAUGGCCCUUAUGCGCUCAUCACCACUGCAGUCUCUGCUGACCUGGGAACUCACCAGAGCCUGAAAGGCAAUGCGAAGGCACUCUCUACUGUCACGGCCAUCAUCGACGGCACUGGGUCCAUAGGUGCAGCUCUGGGGCCCCUCCUGGCUGGCCUUAUUUCCCCCACAGGCUGGAACAACGUCUUCUACAUGCUCAUCUCUGCCGACAUCCUGGCCUGCUUGCUCCUCUGCCGGUUGGUGUACAAAGAGGUUCUCGCCUGGAAGUCAUCCCUGGGCAGAGACAGAGGCUCUAGUCUGGCCCUAACCCACCCGCGAUAGUAUUUUCCUCAAGUCCCAUGACUUUUGUAUAAAGAAAUAUGAGGGCCUUGAUUGGAAGAGAGGCAUGGAGGGCCCCAAAUGAUUCCCAAAGAGUUCUCCCCCUACCCCCACGGGGGCAAGACUAUGGAAACUGCCGCAGAUGUGGCUGAUGCAAGCCUCCUGACCUAACACUAGCCAGCCCACGGGCUGGCUAAGGGACUAGGAGAUUUGCCACGGGAAGGGACUGGAAGGCUCAAGGGCCUGCGCUCUGGAAGCCGCAGGCAGGAGGGCCCGGGGAUCAGAGCUGAGUGGUGUCUCCUCUCCAGCUUGGUAAGGGGAGGCUGUACUCAGACUGUAGCUUGUUCAGAUUCCAAGAAGGAAGGCAGAGGCCUGACGUGGACCAAGGCCUGGCAAAGGUGUGUCUCUCCUUCCCGUGUUCAGUGUGAACCUCCAUGACCAAGCCUGUACCUGCCGGUGGGUUUCUGACACUAUUUCAGAGCUGCCCAGCCUCACUUCACUUCUUUGUCCACGAGCUGGUUUUCUCGUGUAUUCCCCCACGUGUAUUUGAUCCUGUCUCUAACUCCUGACCUAAGUCGAUUAAAGUGUUACUGCUAUA